GAGCUGCAGAAUGCAGAACAGGAUCAACAACACGAACAGCAGCGCACGUGAAAAACAAAAAUGGCUGACCGAGCGAUUGUUUUCGUUGCGUGAGUGCUUCUAUUGAUAAACUUUGGGACGCGAAAUUACCAGUGAUAAAUGGGUUAGAACCGGAUUAAAAUAGUAUCAAAAGUUACACGAAUGCCGUAGAAUCAUGAAGAGAAAAUUAAACACCUUGGAACUGCGUAGGUUGAAGGAGGAAGGGGGUCGAGGAGCAGCAGAAUGUGAUGUGGAAGAUGAUGGCCCGGUGACCCCUAGCAAGAGGGGGCGAAAAUCGGUCGCACCUAGCUCCAGUCCAAAGCGAUCCGGAGGAAAAACGACCAAGAGUUCGGUUGCAGGAUUCGGUAAAAGGGCACGAAAAGAAGAUCCCCGAGAGAAUCAAGAUUUGAGCAAGGAGGAAAUCGCGUUGAUGUUUAUGGAAGUGUCCGAAAAAAUCGACCGUUGCUUCGACUUUGAUCUGCAGAAAUGGCUAAACCGUUAUGAGAGUCUUGGUGGGGGAAUCAACUUCCCGGAGGCGGCAAUGUUGAUUAUGAGUGCGGCUCAAAUUUACGGCCGCAAGGUUGACUACCUGGAGGACAUGAUACUUCACAUGGACCAGGAUCAGAAGGGCCGCGAAGAGUGUUUAAGAGAAGAAGGUGGCGAUGCAAUGGAAGGCCCGAGUAAGUCAACUACCGGCCGAAAACGUCGCUUUCAACCGCAAUCGCUUUCGGAUUGUUUCACCGAUUUAGAGUUCAGCUGUGUGGAUGGCAAAAUGCUUUCGAUCGAAUCUUUGGUCACCAAAGUCGAUCGAGUUACCGUUGAUGGACGAAACAAGUUCCAGCAAAUGCAGGAGCUCUGUAACGAACUACGCUCGAUGCCAACCAAACAGCGAAGGCAAGAAAUUUUGAACCGUCUGCGGGAUGAAGCAAACAUUCCCCCGAUAAUGUCCAGCCACACGGCAGCCAGGAAAAAUCAAGUUUUGGAUUUGGAAUCCGGCGAAACGAUUGGAACUCGUUACGACUAUCAAGUCUAUUUGAACUUCAUUGACGUGCGUACUGGUUCGCUCAUUCCAGAGCAUGAUCUGAAGAAAUUUUUCCAACGAUGCGAUGUGAUUGAUUACCUGUACGAACAACAGGAAUUUGAUUCGAAACGGUGUAAACGCAUGGGUCAGCCGGAGCCAGAAAAAGUAUUUCCACUGAAACCACGAGAGUUCAAAAUCUAUAUUCCUCCAGACUAUCUGCAAAACAAGUACCGCAUACGAGUGCACGAUACCUCCGAUUUUGACAAUGCACUUCAUCAAGCUAAAAGUAGCAACUAUCGACAAGAUCCUAUUUUGACGCUGAUGAAAAGCAGAUUUGCUGAUCAAGCUAAACUUCCCGAAUUUGACGAACCUCUAGCUGUGGAAAAUUGUAACGAUGACGUAGAGCCGGAAAACAUUUCAUUUGACAAUGUUCUUACGUCUUCGAUUGUUGAGAAUGUUGCUGUACCAGUAGAAAAUGUUCCAGAUCCUUCACUGGCAAAUGAAUCAAAAGACAGUCCCCGCCAAGAUGGAACAACUGCUGAUAGUACGGAUUCUACAGCCUCGGUCACUAUAGAAGAAAGUCCGAACGAUAGUACAAAACAAAUUGAUUCGAAUGACAGUUCCCAUAACGACAUAAACACAUCUGCAUGUGACAGCGUGUUCGAUGAGCCGGAAUAUCCACUGAUGGAGAUCAGUGAUCUACCGGAUUCCAAUCAAACGACAGAUCUCAAUACAUCGACGUCGUUGACAGAUCCGCACUCCGAUUUGAACACAUCUUUAAGCCACGCAAAUCAGCCCAAAUCGAAGGAAUCCUCCCCGGAACCGGAACUGAUGGCCCUUGAAUGUCGAUCGCUCAACGGCACUGACAGCUUGAAUGAUCCCCGACAACCAAAAUCUUCCUCCCGACUCAGCCUGGAGGACGAAGGCAUCGGAGCGGAUCGUGAAUCGCUGGGCAAAGGUUCACCGCUCGGCUUUAGUUCCGAAUCCGAUCGACACCCACCCCGUACCGAUUCGAUGAUGAGUGAUUGCAUCGGAUCGUUACCGAAGACACCGGAACCGACCCCGUUCUUCGGUGGUGGAACAAUCAUCCUCAAUGGGUCCUACAGCACCGGUCGGACCCUGUCCCUCAAACCGACGCUGCUAACGCUGAAUAUACUGGGUAUCCCGGAGUGUCAUCUGCGAAAGCAUUUGCUGUUUGCGUUACCUCCGGAGUACAAGCGGAUGAAAAUGGACCUGGUGCGAAAGACGAGCGACCGAGGCAAGGACAUGUUCACGCUGGCAGUUUACAGCCUCAGCCCGAGGGCUCCAAAGAAUCCGGAAUGGUUGAAACGAGCUGCUACGCCUGAGUUGGAAGAUUGUCACGGUUUCGACGAGUUUGCGGACAUACUGGCCGGGCCGUACGGCAAGUGUCUGUACAGUUUGGCACCGAUGAGCGACGGGCAACGAUCGUCACGGGCCUCUACGCCGGAAAGUGAAUUUUUCGGCUUCGACAGCACCAUUUCAAUAACUCGUCGCAUCUUGGAAGAUCCGAGCGAUUUUGAGGAUUUCGUUGAUGCACUGGAACAGCUACCAGCGGAGGAGCCACGUGAAAAGCCGUUUGAACCCGAAAGGACUAUUGGGAAUGUUUCACAGGACCAGGUUGUUUCUACAGAUAAACCUUUGGAAGCUGUGUUAGCUGAGAAAAGUGCUGAAGAGGUUCCGUUAGAAGCAAACGCAGUCCAGCAGUCCAACUCUCAACAGUCUACCCCGACGCGUACAAUGUCCAGGGAUUCAGGCAUAUCGGAUGAGCAGAAUGAGCGUCGCGAAAGUCGAUCCAAGGAAGGCAGUCCGGAACCAGGGAUAGUUGUCAGUAACCCUGCUCAAGAACCGGCAGUUGCACCGACCGUAGAACUCGAGUCCGCAUUGACCAGUGCCAAAUACAUUCAAAGCGUUGCGGAAGCUAAGGAGCUCAUCGAGAAGGUCAAUAAUUGGCACCGGAAAUUAAAACCCAUUUUGAUUCAAUCGGAGAAACGAAACCACUUUGACAUCCAUGCUUACGGAACAGAAAUUAUUGAUUCGUUUCCAGCAGAUGUGGAACCUGAAAAGGCGGCGCCCAUCAAUUUUGCCCACGUUAUGGAAAACAAACAACAGGACUGCACAGCACGGUACUUCCUGUCGAUGUUAAUGCUUGCAAACACGAAUAACGUGCAGAUUGUGACGAACAAUCAGGACGCACAUAGGUUAACCACGAAAAAAGACAUAGAACUGCGAUUGCUCAGCCGAAAGAGACACCACCAGGAAAUGGAAUCGAUGGGCGAACGUAUACCAUGUGAUAAUACUCCGUCCGGAAAGGCGGCAAACAAAAUUAAAUCUCCACGGGGGAAAAAACGAAAACGUUUGCUCGAAGACGGAGAAGACGAUGGAGUUAUGUUUGAGGAAUGUAACGGCGACGAGUUGAGCGGGAUUCAGCGGUUGCGAAGUGCUAACGAAGACGAUGAUUCCGAAGACGAAGAUUUUCUAGAACGUAUACGUCAAAUUUACCCGGACAUGAACGGAGAGGAAACCAGACGAAAACGGAUAGCUUUCCAGCGGGGUAUGCGACAUUGUACGUACGGAAUAGCAACAACCGACGAACCGCUACCCGUCUCUUCUAAAGAACAAACUGCUGAAAAUGCAGCUUGUCCGGUUUCAAACGAUGGUGAGCAAAUUCUCAAUAACUCAACACAACCGGCCUCAGCACAAAUUCCGAAUGAUUCUCCCAGUCUUGGCAAUUUGUCUGAAAAACAAGUUGAGGAUACUAGCGUGGAACGACCCAAUCCGACGGACACACAAAUUGAAAUGGAAGACGAAAUCCUCUCGGUCGAUCUACUCACGAAUGAAGCUGUGAUAGGGCCGCCGAUCGGUGUCCCCGUUGACGAGCAGGAACCUUGCUGCUCCAAAAGCAUCAUUUCGGUUUCCGAAUCCGGGUACCAAUCAAUGAUGGGUCUCGGCGAAUGCUAGUAGAGUAGUAGGACCAAACUUCCGGGCACCGUCAACAUCAUCAGCGUACCGUACGGUGAGUUAUUUUUACAUCUUAGAACACCGGCGUCAAAUUAUCGAAAAUAAUUUUAUUUGUUGAUUAGAUCAUAUGCAGUUUCCAGAACAAAUUGUGUCGUUUUAGGCGUUAAGUAAAAAAUCUCUUUAACUCCACACUUUUUUGUUGGAUAUAAGCUGAAAAAUUAGUUUUAAGUUUGCUUUUUUGUGCACCUCCUUACAGUGACGCAAAUGUAUUCCUUCAGAUUUAGUUCAGUUGUAUCAACGCAUUUGAUUUCGUACCAGGUACCAGUGAAGUUUCUUUUCUUUGAACAAAGCAAAAACAUCUUGACAGCCAUAUUUUUGGUUAACACUUUUCGUACUCGAAUUUAUUUCUUUAUUUACAAGCAUCUAAUGUUUCCUUUAACAUACUAGAAAUUUUCAUAUACAUUUGCUUUAUGCUUAUUUCCAUUUACACUUUUGCAUUUUCAUUUUUUCUAAGUGCAACCUGCACGUUCACUACUUUAAUUUACUAGAACUAGAACAAACCCAACCCCAAUGACGCUUUUCGGAAAAGUAGAAAUAGCAACCGUUCAGAUAUCCAGUGAUUUUUUUUUUCAAACUUAACAGAUAAAACUUUUCGAGGUUAGAAAAAAAAAUAUGUACAUAGGCAAAACUUGGACAGUUAAAGAGUUUAGGGAGCUGUGUGUAGCCAAUAUCUAUUCUGGACUAUUUUAGAAAGCACACACGUGACAGGCGAAUAGAGAAAAUAAACUUGAAACUUAUUGUAAAAAUCGGUAUAUUUUGUAAUAAAAUAAAUCAAAGUUGA
Messenger RNA from Uranotaenia lowii, 4859 nucleotides. RefSeq lists its product as uncharacterized. Gene Ontology annotation, cellular component: condensin complex; nucleus. Lineage: Eukaryota; Metazoa; Arthropoda; Insecta; Diptera; Culicidae. Gene Ontology annotation, biological process: mitotic sister chromatid separation; meiotic chromosome condensation. The coding region runs from base 194 to 4018 and encodes 1274 amino acids. The transcript has 6 exons. Gene Ontology annotation, molecular function: chromatin binding. The record is from RefSeq and is a predicted model, not a curated record.